UAGAACCUUUCGUCCAAAAAGAGCACAACCUCAUUUUUGGAAUCUUUCAUCCACGUGCUAUCAAAAUAAAGAGUACACCUUAUUUUUUGACUAUUUCGUGCAUUUGCUGGCGAAAAAAAGCGAACAACUCAUUUUUGGAAUCUUUCGUCCACUUGCUGGCGUAAAUUAAGCAAAGAAACCUCAGUUUUGGAAUCUUUCGUUGACUUUCUGCCGUAAAUUAAGUGAACAACCUCAUUUUUUGAAUCUUUCAUCCACGUGCUAUCAAAAUAUAGAGUACACCUUAUUUUUUGACUAUUUCGUGCAUUUGCUGGCGAAAAAAAGCGAACAACUCAUUUUUGUAAUCUUUCGUCGACUUGCUGGCGGAAAUUAAGCAAACAACCUUAUUUUUGGAAUCUUUCGUUCACUUUCCGGCGUAAAUUAAGCUGACAACCUCAUUUUUGGAAUCUUUCGUCCACAACGCGUGCGCCGACAUUUGUUUGUGUUUUCAUUGAAAAGUAACAAAAUGGGAAACCGAAGGCAAUUGAAUACAUCUACGUUCAACGAUGGAGACUUCGUCUUCGCUAAAAUGCGAGGAUUUCGCGCAUGGCCCGGUCGCAUUGUAAACCGUAUUGGCACUGAAUACAACGUGUACUUCUAUGGCACGUGGGAUCAUGCAAAGGUGUCAGAGAAUCAAAUUUUUGACUUUGCAACACACUCGAGGCGGUACGGAAGAGUGAAUAAUGAUCGUGACUCCAAGGCCGUCCGUUCGUUCAAAGCUGCCAUGCUGGAGAUUCAGCUUGCCAUGUCUGAGCCCGAUAUGGAUAUUAGUUACUUCAAUACUGUGGGUCAGCUAUCGGAGGAGGGUGUAAACCCAGAGGAUGCUGACACUGAAUCCAGCGUCCUGGACUCCGACUCGGAUUCGGACAAUGGACAACUUCCAUCCGAGCUUCACAUAGUCGGUGACAGCGACGCCGACUACGAGCCGGAGACGGAGACGGACGCGAAAGAGAACAACUCUCCAAAUUCAAACUAACCUCAAAUUUUGUUUUCUUUUUCUUUUUGUGUAUCUGCUGUCGCAAUCAACAUUAAUUUCAAAAACUCUAAAUAUGUUCGAUUAUCAAAGAGGCAAGCCUUAAAUAAAAAGAAAUUCAUGUGA
This is a messenger RNA of Drosophila guanche, 1135 nucleotides long. RefSeq names its product hepatoma-derived growth factor-related protein 3. Lineage: Eukaryota; Metazoa; Arthropoda; Insecta; Diptera; Drosophilidae. The transcript has a single exon. Bases 503 to 1012 code for a protein of 169 amino acids. The record is from RefSeq and is a predicted model, not a curated record.